Messenger RNA from Ylistrum balloti, 1545 nucleotides. RefSeq lists its product as uncharacterized. Gene Ontology annotation, molecular function: ubiquitin-protein transferase activity; zinc ion binding. The transcript has a single exon. NCBI's taxonomy places the organism in Eukaryota, Metazoa, Mollusca, Bivalvia, Pectinida, Pectinidae. The coding region runs from base 1 to 1545 and encodes 514 amino acids. Gene Ontology annotation, biological process: positive regulation of DNA-templated transcription. Gene Ontology annotation, cellular component: nucleoplasm; chromatin. The record is from RefSeq and is a predicted model, not a curated record.
AUGGCGAUGUUCCGGAAAUUGCAUGUUCAUAGGCGUAAGGAAAGUAUGAUUCCGGAUACUUGUCCACUGCAUGGAGGUCAAAUGACCAUGUUCUGUGUCACAUGUGAUGUCACAUGCUGUCUGCUUUGUCUUGACGAGACACACCACGCCCACUCCGUAACAGAUAAAGACACGGCAAAGGAAAACAAAAUGGCAGCCGUCACAAGCAUGAUACAACGCAUCCAGGGGUCACUGGCGCCGGACAUAAAGAAGAAAAUGGAAGCUCUCCGGGAAGGGAGGCGGAAAAAUAAGAGGGAUUUCAAAGACCUCGUGAACAAGAUUCUCGAUCGUGGUGAUGAUCUCAGAUUAGAGAUAGAUGACAUAGUGAACGAAUAUGUCGAUGAAUGCGAGGCAAUGCGGAAACGGAACGACGAAAUUUUAACAGAGAUUAUCAAAUCUUAUGAGAAAAGCGAGAAGGACAUAAACGGCUACAUGUCUGUUUUUCUGGACGCUACUUCUUCCGGUCAACUAUCAAAACUGACAGAAGCAGUGAGAAUCUGCAAUGACAGUGUUGAGCAAGCGCUUCCGAAGCGACAGAAAACUAAACUGUUUCUACCAAAGUUUGUGAAAGGAGACAUUAGCAAUACAGAGUUAAGGAAAAACAUUGGAAAGCUUGAACUGCCAUCGAAAACGAAGCAGGAAAAUAGAUAUCAUUUAUUGUCCGAGUUUGUUCAUAAAACACCGUUUCAGUUGCGUUCACUGCGGGAAAAUGGAUUCAAUUCUAUAUGGAUCGGCUGCUGGGAUAAUAUUGUUCAUUUGACAGACGGGAGAGGGAAGGUGUUACGCUCUGUUACGUGUGGGGUAACGGUGAUGGACAUUUGUGUCGGGAGAGAUAAUCGAUUAUGGCUGGUUUGUGAAGACAGCAGUGUAAGGUGUGUCGUUGAAGGCGGCGUCACUUCCGGUACUGUGGACGCACCCGUUGUAACUGUGAAUGGGCGUAAUGCGGUAGUCCCUAGUGAUGAAGUUGCACGUGCAGUGUUCCACACAGAGUGGACACCGUACUCUGUCUGUAUGAAUACGGACAACCUGUUAUAUAUUACAAUGUCUAUGUGUACCAUCACCAACAGCCAUGUCGGACGGCUGGCGAGGUUCCGUACAAACGGCACCAUGGUGGACCAAACAGAGAAGGACUCUAAAGGACAGCAGUUAUUUGCGAAGCCUCAGAGAUUAGCUAUCAGCAAGAAAUCAGCACUACUGGCUGUAGUCGAUUUUACUCAGGACACAGUCGUCUUGAACAACGACUUGAGCUUCCGGUUUCGGUAUGUUGAUGACAAAAAUGGAUUUAGUCCAUGUGACGUCACAUUUGACCUCGAUGAAAAUAUUUUGAUAUGUGAUUCGAGUUCCAGAAGUGUUGUGAUGGUUGAUACAGCCGGAGUUCUGAAACGGCGCGUGCUUGAGUUUGAUGGAAUAACACCAAUUGUCCUGUCGUGUGAUGCGGCAGGUAAAGUGUGGGUCGGUCUAGAGGAUAAGAGAAUUUUGGUGUUCCAACAUCGGACCCCAGACUGA